This is a messenger RNA of Chiloscyllium plagiosum (whitespotted bambooshark), 1320 nucleotides long. The record is from RefSeq and is a predicted model, not a curated record. Lineage: Eukaryota; Metazoa; Chordata; Chondrichthyes; Orectolobiformes; Hemiscylliidae.
AUGGAUGCAUUUAAGCAUCAGCUGGAGAAGCAAAAAAUUAAGUCAUACGGUGAGUUGUCAGUGCAGAAGAUAGUCCACCAAAUCUUGGACAAAGCUCAGACUGAGUUGGAGAAAAUUCAAGCCAUUUGGAUCUGGCUGUGCAACAACAUAAAAUAUGACAUCAACGGCUACCUGGGUUUAUCAGAGAAGAUGUAUACUCCUCAACAGGCCCUUCAGUCAGGGAAGGGCGUCUGCUCUGGCUACUCCAGCCUGUGCCAAGAAAUGUGUCGAGAGGCCGAGAUAACGUGCAUUGAAGUUUCAGGACAUGGAUAGGGAAUUGGAUACAAUCUUGGACACAGUUACCAACACAAGAAGUCAAGCCAUGUGUGGAAUGCUGCGCAGUUGGACAAGCAAUGAUACCUCCUGGAUGCUUGCUGGGCCGCAGGCAUAGUGGACAUAGAGAAAGGAGUCUUCAUUCAGAGAUAUGAUGAUCACUAUUUCCUGGCUGACCCGGAACAAUUUAUAGAUUCGCACUGGCCAGAUGAUCCAAAAUGGCAGCUAAUGGAUUCCAUGAUCUCAUUGGAAGAGUUUGAACAAUGGGUUUUUAAAACAUCUGCAUUCUACAGGCUUGGCCUUCCAGUCAUCUCCCCAAAGAUUUUCCUACUUCAAACAGUAAAUGGUGAAGCUGCGGUGUGCUUGAGAAGUGCUCGACCUGUGGAAUUCAGUUACAGUAUAAUCCAGCUCAGUGACAGCCGGCCAAGGUACAUUGAUGUGUCUUGUGGAAUAAUGAGAGUGACACCGACUGGGAUGGAUCUCCGAGUCAUCCCACCAUCACAGGGCAAGUAUGACCUGAAGAUCUUUGCAAAGCCACUGGACUCUGAGGAGAGCUAUACCUGGGUCUGUUCCUAUCAGAUCGACUGCUCAGAGUCAAAGGUUCACGACAGGCUCCCAGACAAUCCAUUCUCUUACUGGGGGUUGCACUGUAGCUCCAAGUAUAUUGGCAUCGGCAGUUGUAGCUGCUCAGAAGGUUUUAUUAAUGCAUCUGAUGGGCGGGCACUGUUGUCCUUCCAAACAUCAAGACCAUUAUCAGCUAUGUACAAGUUGGUUCACGGAGACUUCAAUAGUGACAAGACUGAGAGGUGCAUUGUGUCUCAGAUAGAGGAAGGAAAUUUGGUUUGCACCAUUGCAUUGCCCGCGAAAGGUUACUACAGGCUCUCCAUGUUCAUUAAGUCCUACAGCCAAGACAUUUCUUAUCAGAACAUUUACAACUGUCUGAUCUAUUGCUCGAACUAUGUCAAUCAAAAUGAGCUGUUUCCUGCAAACCUGAGCAACUAUUCUUAA